Messenger RNA from Magnolia sinica, 3829 nucleotides. RefSeq names its product disease resistance protein RGA2-like. The coding region runs from base 115 to 3240 and encodes 1041 amino acids. Lineage: Eukaryota; Viridiplantae; Streptophyta; Magnoliopsida; Magnoliales; Magnoliaceae. The transcript has 2 exons. Gene Ontology annotation, biological process: defense response to other organism. The record is from RefSeq and is a predicted model, not a curated record. Gene Ontology annotation, molecular function: ADP binding.
UCUAGAUUCCUGAGAUCUGAUCGUUCUCUCACUCUCAAUUUCCUAUAGUCUCUCUCUCUCUCUCUCUCUCUCUCUCUCUCUCUCUCUCUCUCUCUCUCUCUCUCUCCUGGAACAAUGGAAAUUGCGCUUGUUUCAAUCGUUAUGGAGAAACUUGGAAAGCCACUUGUUUCGAUGGCUAUAAAGAAACUUGAAAAGGAAGUGAAAUUAAUUGUUGGUGCCAAAGUAGAACUUACAAAGCUAUCUUCAACGUUCAAAUCCAUUCAAGCAGUUCUUAAUCAUGCAGAGACUAUGCAAAUUACUGACAAAAGCGUGCGAGUUUGGAUAGAGAAGCUCAAAGAUGUGGCCUACGAUAUGGAAGACGUGCUAGACGAGUUGAUUCUAUCAGCAGAAGAAACCGAACCAGGGACUGACGUCGGCAACCAUCCACGUUUUGGAAACCAGGUGUGGGCGUGCUUAUUUUCACUCUUUUCCUGCUGUGGUUUAGAAGAUUUGAUAGGGUUGGCCCGUGAAUCAUGGACAAAUGGCGACCAAACUGAUUUCGUGACGACAUUUCUCAGUAAAGUCGAAUCACAGCGUGAUUUAGCUCAUCAGAUAAAAGAAAUAAAGGAGAGGUUAGAUCAGAUUGCAGCUGAAAAAGACACUUACAGUUUUGGGGAGAACAGUUCCCGUGGAGAUAAUGAUCUUGACAAGGCUGAGUUUCAAACAAGUUCGUUCGUAGAUGAAUCGCAGAUGCUUGGGAGGGACGAAGAUAAAAAUAUCAUAAUAAGCAAGUUGAUAAGCGAGAGCAGUCGUGAGGAGGGACGGAUUCAUGUCGUUUCCAUAGUAGGUGUUGGGGGACUGGGCAAGACGACUCUUGCUCAAUUGAUCUGCAAUGAUGAAAGGGUGACGAGCCAUUUCCAUAAGGUUCUAUGGGUUUGUGUUUCUAAUGAUUUUAAUGUCAUAAAUCUUACAAAAGCAAUUAUAGAAGCAGCUGGAGGGACAAAGCCGCCGCAUUCUCAGCUAGACUCAUUGCAAAAGCAGCUUAUCCAAACAUUACAGGACAAGCUAUUCUUGCUUGUACUUGAUGAUGUGUGGAACGAUGAGCGUGAAAGUUGGGAGAGACUACGGCCUUCCUUCCGAAGCGGUGCUCCCGGAAGUAAGAUUUUGGUCACCACUCGCAGCGAGAAGGUUGCAAAUACAUGCAUGCCGUCCGCCUACAAGCAUAAAUUGGAAGGUUUAUCCGAUCAUGAUUGUUGGUUACUGUUCAGUAGCAGAGCUUUCGCCAGGAGGGAAAUUGAAGACUGUCCGAAGUUGAAAAAGAUAGGAAAGAAAAUAGUGAAGAAGUGUAAAGGAGUUCCUCUUUCAGCAAAGGUAAUAGGGAGUGCCAUGCCUUCGAAGACGUCCACACAAGAUUGGCAGAAUAUCUUGGAAAGCCAAACAUGGGAAAUACGAGGCAUCGCCAAAGGUAUCUUACCAACUUUGGUUCUGAGCUAUUAUAAUCUGCCUCUUCAUUUGAAGCCGUGUUUUGCAUAUUGCUCUAUAUUUCCGAAAGAUCAUCUGCUGAGGAAGGAUACAUUGGUCCAGUUGUGGUUAGCUCAGGGUUUCAUCAAGCCAGAGGGAAAAAGAGAGAUGGAAGAAAUUGGCGGACAGAACUUUGAUGAGCUACUGGCAUGGUCUUUGCUCCAAGAUGCGUAUGUAGAUAAUGAAGGAGUAACUAAAUGUAAAAUGCACCAUUUCCUUCACGAUCUCAUCCAAUUCAUUACAAAGAAUGAAUGUUGCAUCUUUGAGAACGGAAAGACGGACUCCAGCUCUGUUACAGUACUCCGUCAUUCAUCAUUUAUUUCCACCAGGGAAACGCCACACAUUCCUGCCCCUCUAUGUCAUGCAAAAAAAUUGCGAACACUCCUCCAAAUCGGAUAUUCAGAAAUUGAUACCAUCCCUGAUAAUUUAUCCUGUUACGCUAAGUCCCUUAGGGUAUUGGAUUUCGGUGGUACUGGCACAAGUAUGAAAGAAUUGCCAAGCUCAAUUGGGUUGCUGAAGCAUUUACGCUUUCUUGACUUGUCUUAUUCAUGGAUUGUUGAGCUGCCCGAAUCAGUGAGUAAUCUCCGCAAUUUGCAGACCUUGAAGUUGAAUUUUUGUAAAGAACUCGAAAGACUGCCAAGUAGAAUGAGUGCAAUGGUCUGCUUGAGACAUCUGGAAAUGAAAGGCACAGUGAAACUAAAGUACUUACCGAAAGGGUUGGGGAGAAUAAGUUCCCUUCGAACAUUGAGUAGGUUUAUCGUGGGAGGUCAUGAUGGAGGAUGUAAGAUUGGAGACCUGAAGCUACUUGACUCUCUCCAAGGAAAGCUAGAAAUAGAACACUUGGAGAGAGUGGUGAGCGUGGAUGAGGCUAAGGAAGCAGAACUGAAGAACAAGUUACACCUUCUCGUAUUGUCUCUUAUUAUGUCACCAGAUGAUGCUCUUGAAAUGUCAGGAAAUGGUGAGGUGGAGAGGAUGGAAAAUGUAGUUGAAGCCCUCCGGCUGCCCUUUGCAAACCUAGAAGAGCUGGAAAUUUUGGGAUACAUUGGUUCCAAGUUCCCAACCUGGAUAGGAGAUUCGUCUUUCUCAAAUUUAGUCAAGUUGAAAUUAAUAGAUUGCAAUAACUGUACACAGUUGCCUGGGCUAGGGAGACUACCUUCGCUUGAAUACCUUGAAAUAGCGGCAGGUCUUGUAAAACUAGUGGGAAGUGAGUUUUAUGGAAAUGGCUGUGGUGGCUGCAUAAACCAAGCAUCAUUCCCGAAGCUGAAACAUCUUGAGUUCUGGAAAAUGUAUGCAUUGGAGGUAUGGGAGUUGAGAUUAGAAGAUAGUGAGAUAAUGCCGUCUCUACACUCAUUAACAAUCAGGAACUGCCCGAAAUUGAAGGCACUGCCGACACACCUCCGAAAAAGUCUAACGUCCCUCAACAUCUAUAAUUUAAAUAGCAUGACGAGUCUCGCCUACGGAUGGAAACAACUGGAGUCAAUAAAGAGUCUUACUAUCGGUGUUUGCUAUAAAUUGAAGUCUCUUCCUGAUGAAUUGGGACAGCUCAAGUCGCUUAGGAGUCUCGAGAUCCGCAGAUGCCCCGAGUUGCAGUCAUUGCCUAAAGGGCUGUGGGAUCUUACCUGUCUCCAAGAUUUGAAAAUCGUGGGCAAUCGAAUGCUGGCGGAUGAAUGUAAAAAGAAGUAUCGGAGCAAGGCAUCAGGCAUCCCAAACAUCUGGAUUGAUGGCAAGAGAAUCAAAUGAGGUGCUGAAGAGGAGAUGAUCCAUCAAGUGGACAAGGUUCCAAUUAGGGAAAACUGUUGCUUGCUCCCUCUCUAUCUCUGUGAUUUUUCUAAUGAUUGUGCACUUAAAGUCUCCUAUAGUUUCUUUCUCGAUUUGGUAAUGAAACUAGAGUUGAGUACACAUCUGAGGUGGGCCCGCUGAAAUCUUAGAGGUUUUUUGGCUAUCGAUGUGGUGGACUCCCGCGGGGCAAAAUUAGCACUAAAGGUAGUACCGACGUCGUUGUAUUUGGUUCCCUUCCAACAAUACUGCCACGGUUCAAAUAAAGCUAAUGGGGAUUGCUGGACACAUAUGGAGCACCACUAUCCUUACAAAAGUAAGAUUUCUCCUGUUCUUAUAGUUUUUGCAUUAAAACAGCUCAUAUUAUAUAUAGUAGAGAGAAAAAUAAAUGUUGUAAAAAAGUGUGAGUAGUGAUGUAAAUACUUGGUGUGGGUUUGUUUUGAUAAAUUUUAUUUGAUUACAUACAUAUCUAAAAUGGAUCCCACUCUUUGAUUCAUUUGAGCAAGAGAUACAUGCUAUGUUUCUGGUCAUGUACAAAAAGAUUGAAGAUUGG